GGAAAACCUCAACAAACAAGUCAAAGAAAGCCGUAAUUAUUUCCAGUAGCUCGUGUUCAUUUUCCGUGUUGUCAUUCGUCGUGUCUAUGUGCGGUAUAAUCAUAUGAGUAUUACAUACAUCGAUCGUGCUAACAACUGAAGCCAUAUACAUGGGCAGUGUCACAUGCGUACUGAAGGUUUGACGUUGAUGUUCAAGUAAGAAUGGAAAUGAAGCAAACUGCUGCAACAAGCGACACAGAUCGGGAGAAUGCGACGACUAACCGCAUCUUUACUGCAGCAAAAUCUGGCAAUUUGGAUGAAUUGCGAGACCAUUUGGACGCGGAUUCCAGUAGGAUUAACGCUACAAACAGCAAUGGAUUGUCACCGCUCUAUUUAGCCGUGAAAGGGGGCAGUCUGUCAUGUGUUAAACUUCUCGUCUCGAAAAACGCAGAUGUGAAUAUGAUGGCUAGAUCAAGCCUGGUUGUGACAGGACCGUCGGAGGAUGCGUGGACGUUAGCUUACUCUGAGUGUGCAUUAUCACCAUUCCUUCUUGCCUGUCGACUCGGCCACCAGUCUGUAGUCGAGUUCCUGUUCUACAACGGUGCUGAUCUACGCCAGACCAGUGCCGAUGAUGAUCGCAAUUGCUUAUCCUUGGCCAUCAUGUAUAACCGGGAGGAUACUUCGAAGUUUUUGGUGACGCAUACCGAUUUCGAUACACUCUUGGUCCUUAUGAAGACGAAGUCACAUGACCUCACUUUGGGCCUGGGACGUCGAGCAUUCAAAACGUCUACGCCUAUGAGACAGCUGAUACAAUACAUGCCUGAUGUAGCUGAGAUCGUAAUGGAUAGAUGCAUCACAUUAAAUGAAAAUGGCGAUGAAGUCAAGUGCUACCUGGAACUUCUCGAUGAUUACUUUUCUCCUUGGGCACAGCAGAACAAAUAUACCAAUGAUGUCUUUGAUGACGAUGGAAACUUACUAGUGAAUGCUCAACCAAAUCGUACUCACAUAGAAAAUGACAAUACUGAUGUCUUUGACGACGACGGAAAGCUAUGCGUGGACAUUGAACAGAAUCAUACUAAAAUAAGAAAUGGUAAUCACCCCUUGGCCCUUAUGCAAGAACAGGUGCGCCACGUCCAUCUUCUGACCCAUCCUCUCUCCAUCAAGCUCAUCGAACACAAAUGGCGAGUCUUUGGAUUCGCAUUGAACUUGGUCUCUCUCCUUGUGUAUCUCAUCUUUCUAAUUUUUCUCACUGGAUACGUGUUGGUGAAUCCCCCUUCUUUUUACUUCACGUUCUACAAUGACACCCACGUCGAUUGGGUCUACGAUCCGAGCAAGCUGUUACCUGAUGAAACGUAUUCUGAAGCUGCAAAGUAUUUCUUUGGGAGUAACAGUGCUGGAUUCCUGUUGACGUUGGUUGUCCUCAAUGUUAUCAAAGAGGUAUUUCAGUUGUACAGCCAAGGACAGAGUUACUUUAAUUACCAAAGUCUUUUAGAGUGGUCUAUCUACGUGUUGACAUUCUGUCUCGUAAUACCAGUCAGUGAAGCCCGAUACGAAGAAUAUGUGUUAAGACAGAAAUGGCAAUGGCAGUGUGGUGCAUUGGCUAUCUUUCUGGCAUGGAUCAACCUCACCCUCUACGUUCGACAAACAUCAAGCCUCGGUAUCUACGUCAUCAUGUUUGAAGAUGUCCUUCUCAGUACUGUUCAAUUUCUUGCCGUCAUCUUGCUCUUCAUUGUGGCAUUCGCUUUGGCCUUCAACACCUUACUUUUAAAUCAGACUGAUUUCCAUUCCUUCGGGGAUGCCUUUCUUCGAACGUUUGCCAUGACGACAGGAGAGCUGGACUUUAGUCGGAUGUUUCACUCUCAGAACUACCUUGGGACUAAGAACGAGAGCCCAGUGGAAGACUACAUUCUGACUGCUGUCUUCUCAGACAUCAUUACCAGCAUCACCUUUGUUGUCUUUGUCAUCACGAUGCCCAUCAUUGCCAUGAACUUGUUGGUUGGUGUAGCCGUUGAGGACAUUCAUCGCAUUAGACAGAAGGCAACAUUCUAUUACAUGAAGUUAAAGGUGGAUCGUGUGAUAUCAGGAGAGAAUAUGGCUUUUGGUACCCCAUUACGUAAAUACGUCAUAAGAUGGCUUCCUAUCACGGUUCAGUCAAUGAACAUGCGACUUUCACGUCAAUCCAGAGCAGCAAGGUUUCGAUCUUGGUUUACUUCUGUCUUCGAUUUUGAAAAGCUUCGAGAAAGCGUUCGAGAGGUCUGUUUGAAGAACCAGGAGAGAAAAGAACUUCGCGCAAAGAGUUCAUCUAGCAGUCAGGAUGACCAGACCGAUGGUGGAACUGACCAAACCGUACUUCAAAAGCUACGUCAAAUGCGAGACGAAAUCAAUGGAAUGAUAGGUCAAAUUGAACAUAGUACUGUAUAAAGGUAUAGGAAAAGUAAACAGAAACAGCGAGCGGAAUUGUGUAUGUCUAUGCUAAAUAUUGAUUCUCCAGAUCUUUCUCGAGUUUUCACUCCCUUUUAGUUGUUCAAUCUCGAAUUUUACGUGGGAGAAACAAGUCUAGAACUCAAGGUAAUGAAAGAGGAUGGUGCACUGAUCUGACACUUUGUCAUUUUGGUAACUACCAUGAUAACAGGGAAAGCUGUCAGUGGUACGUAGUAUAAUGGCGAACUUACCUCUCAUUGGGCCCUAAGCUACAGUACUACCUUGUUCUAUAAGACAUGGCCUGACCACUGGCCCACUAAUGCUCACUUUCUCACCCCUCCAAAAAUACCCACGAAUUGUUUUCAGACGCGCCAUUUUGUUUCAUAUUUUAAAAGAGAAAACACAAUUCGGUCAAAGUAGAUGAGUCACUGACCAGUUCAUGCAGUGCAAAUAUCGAUAAUGCAAAACGUCCCGAAGCUUAGCUUCAUUACUUUUCUAUCAUGUUUUCGUCACCUUUUUUCCUGCGUAAAACUCUUUAUAUUGGAAUAGGCUUUAAUCCGAAUUUUUAGUUUGGAAUCACAAUUCAAUCUACCUUGAUUUAGAUGGAGCGAGUGCAAGAAAAUUAUCGUAUUUCUUGAAAUGAACAAUAUGAAUGACUUUUUUAAAUCUUUUAUGUAGGCCUAUAUUAUACCGCUUACAUAACCAAGAUCGCUCCGACCAUCUUAUUAUGCAUUAUACAUGUUAUGUAGUAGUCGAAACUAUGUUUAGAUUCAAUAUUUUAUUAGCCUGCAUUUCCGUAAUUUCUUUUCCUUGUAAUUCUUAUCAUUUUUUUUUAUCAAAAAUGAUAACGAUCACCAAAGAUCUUAUAAAGGCAAUCGUCGAGAGAGGAUAGAAUAUGUUCAAGGUGUUAUAUUUCUUACUAAAACAAUAUGAAUACCUUGUUGGAAAUUCUAUUGUGUAUUUGAUCAUCAAAAUGGCUGAAUCUGCUUGUUUUCUUAAUUGUGUUGCGCUUUCUUUCCUUUGUGACAACACAACAAUUCCUUAUACGAUUAUGCAUAAAAAACAAUCAGAUUUAGAAGAUGGAUGGCACAUGUGUGUGUGUGUGGGUGGGGGGGCAUAAUGCUUUCAUUUAUCCACAAACUCUUGAACUUUUUGUUUAGCUUGCCGUACGACAUAGGAGUAACAGCGAGAUUUUUUUUGGAUGUUACAAGCGUACUAUAAUAUUUCAGACAAAUCAUUACGAUCUUACGAUCACGGUUUGGUACGGAAAUGAAAACGGGACAAUGUUUUCGUAAAGCACAAGUGAUUAGUUAUAUUAUAUCUAGAUGAGAUGUUAUAUAAAAAAUGUCAUUUUUGGCAGAUUGUUUUCCGAUGAUUGAAUUGAUUUGAAAUAAAUAAAAUAAUGCAGAAAUCAAUCAUGUGUACGUAUGUAUUUCAUUUCAUUUCAAGAACAGGACGAUAACAAAAUCCAGAAUGCAUUUGAAUCAUUUAUAGAACAUAACUGGUUAAUCAUUUUAUUCUUACAUUUUCUUUUCGUGACAGAAACAACAAAUAUAUUAAACCGCUCAAUAUCAAACAGAAAAAAGUCAAUCGUUAUAAAAGAGGGCAAAAUAAAUGAAAUAAAUUCAUUUAAAAAUAAGAAAUAAUAUAGAAGAUAAUUUUCCAGUAGAGCCUACUUGCAUUUCUAAUAGGACUGAAGCAUUCAAAGGGUUGUGAUAUGACGUGUUAAACAUAGGUAACAUUAUAAUCAUACAAGACUUUUAAUCAAAAGACAGUCAAAACAGCUCAUUGGUCAAAGCGUUGCAUGUAACACUUGAUACAAGAGGCGUGAUUAACUUGGCAGACACUUUAAAAUAUGACCUUCACUCUUCUAAUGACUAUUUUUUCAAUUUUCAUCAUAAAAUCUAAUCCAGUUAGAUUGCUAAAUCGACAGAAAAACUGGUGAAUAAAUGGAAUUAUGAGUAUACUCCCACAGGCCUACGUGAGGUCUAUGGUAUUUGCAGCUCGUUCAGUUGAUAAUUGGUGUAAUAUAAUUUCAAAGCAAACACACUGAAUACAAAGGUGCAUGAUAAUCUAAGCAUCCACCCUUGUCUCUUUCUUCAAUAAGUAUUGCAAACCUUUGGACUCAAAUACAUGGCUUAUCAAAUAUGAUACUUCAUGUGCAAACAAAAAAUCUGACGAAAUUACUGCUUUACCACAUUUAUCCAGUAUUUUGCAAACUGUUUGAAUAUUAUAGUGAUACAUAAAUCUGCCAUUUUUCUGUUAAAUCAAACAUGCUUAAAGUGGUCAUCCAUGGUGAAAAUAAUAUGAUUCGAAAAAAGUAAGACAUCAAACAAUAUAAUAAAAGAUUGAUCUAAAUCGGACAAGAAUAACAAAGUUAUGACAUGUUAAAUAUUUGAAUUAUUUCGGUGAAACGGUUCUAUGGAUGCAUUAAUAUUCAAUGAGCAAAUUGAUGUCAUAUCCCCAACUCCGUCUUUUAUAAUUGUUUUGUCCUCCAAGAAUUAUAGAAAUUUUAUUCAACAACUUACUGACUGCAUUUGAUUUUCGUUACUGGAAAUUAUUAUAUUACAAGGGGGCCACAAUCAUACAAACAUGUGUAAAAUGGUACAAUUACGAUUUCAGGGAAUACCGUAAGGAAUUUGAAAGAGGGGACAUGGCAUCAAUUUACCCAAUGAAUAUUCAUGGCAAUGUGCAUAAUAACUGUUU
Messenger RNA from Lytechinus variegatus (green sea urchin), 5106 nucleotides. RefSeq names its product transient receptor potential cation channel subfamily A member 1 homolog. The transcript has 17 exons. The record is from RefSeq and is a predicted model, not a curated record. Gene Ontology annotation, cellular component: membrane. The coding region runs from base 202 to 2400 and encodes 732 amino acids. Gene Ontology annotation, molecular function: monoatomic ion channel activity; protein binding. Gene Ontology annotation, biological process: monoatomic ion transport; transmembrane transport. Lineage: Eukaryota; Metazoa; Echinodermata; Echinoidea; Temnopleuroida; Toxopneustidae.